UUCAGGAUGGUAUGCCGCUUUAAUCCAUUUUAUAUUGGACCCAAGCCUCCCAGCUGUUGCACGGAAAGGGAUAACCUGUGCGAUUGCCCGCCAUGUUCACCGGAUACCGGAUAUCAAGAACCGCGGCCUGUUUACGAGGAGUGCAACAAGGGAGUGACUCAAAGGGAAGUCAAAGAGAGUCCUUGCAAUCCGCCAUGCAUAGAAGACCCGAAGUCGGAACAGUCAGAGCAGUCGGAUAAGAAAAGUAAGAAAAAGAAAAGGAAACAUAAGAAGAAGAAGGAAAUAAGGAGCAGCCAAAGAAGGAGGAGAAAUCAGGCUAAUAGUUAUGUCCUGGCUAUAAGCUUAAAGUGCAUAAAAUUCCAAGUAAAAAUUAAAUUUCUAAACUAAGAGACUUAUUAAAUUGA
Drosophila serrata is the source of this 404-nucleotide messenger RNA. RefSeq lists its product as uncharacterized. The record is from RefSeq and is a predicted model, not a curated record. NCBI's taxonomy places the organism in Eukaryota, Metazoa, Arthropoda, Insecta, Diptera, Drosophilidae.